AUGGAAAUGGCGUCCUCUGAGGUAGAAAUUUCCUCAUGCCAGAGUUUUAAUUGCGUAUUGAGCCCUCACGAGAGAUGCCUCCGAGGAGACAACAACAAAAAGAAGAACCAGAACAACAACAACAACAAUGUCCGAAACAUACACGUUGCCUUCGAGAAGAAUCUCAAUGUUUUUGUCAGAGAUCAUCUCGAAAACUGCAGCGUCUCUGGUGAGAAUGUUGAUGGUUCCACCAAAACGGUUCCGGAUUCUUCCUCUGUUUCAGACCAUCGGCUCUCGAAAACAGAGGAAUCUCGGCACGAAGAAGAAGUCCCAUCAUCGUCUUCUCUAGGAUCCGACCCGGAUCUGAAUUUACCUAUUUCGGGUCAACCCGGUAAGAAUUCGUCGAGAAACGAAACCAUGGCGGCUUCUUCUCUGGUUCAGAUAUGGGAGGCGAGGACAACGCAGCAACCACCGAGCUCGAACCAAAACCAAUCCCAAAUCGAUAGCAGAACGAGUUCUUCAGGAUCAAACGUUUUAGAGAAUUCGGAGUCUCUCAACGAGGAAUCCGAAUUGAUUCAAACCAUCGAGGAAGGUAACAAUGAAGAGGAAGAAGAAGAAGAAGAGAUGGAAUGUGAUUCACAAAUUGUUCCUCCACCUCCAGAUUCUGGAGAGAAAGAAAGAGAAGGGGUAAGAGUUAUGGAUAUUAUCCGGAAACUAAGCACCGACUCAGAAACAAUGGCGAAUAACGACAAUGGAAGCAGCAGCAACGACAAUGCUAAAGAAGCUCAGACAACAGAAGCGAGAUGUUUUCCUCAAGUUGCUUGUUCCCCAAGGAUUAGAGGGAGACAAGCAUUUGCAGAACUAUUGGUUCAGAUGACGCGCGAUCGAGAAAAGGAACUGGCUUGUUUAUCAGAACGACAUAGUGUUUCGAAGUUCACGCAUCGCGGGCGGAUUCAGUCGACGCUUAGGAUUCGAUGUUACGAAAGGUGCAUUGCGAUUCAAGAUAGAAAUCGGUCUAGACCAUCAUCAUCAGGAUCUGAUUUAAACCGGUCGCCAAGAGGGUCUGGUGUGAUGCAUCUUCUCAGGGAGAAAUAUAAGACAAACUCUGACAAUGCUGAGACUGGAGCUUCGUCUAGUUCUGUGUCUUCUCGGGGUCGGCUUUUGGAUAAAGAUCCUCGUAAGGCUACAGAGAAGAAGGAAGCUAUAGAGAAGAGCGAUUCUGUGGUUGAAAUCGCCAAGAAAGCUGUUUCGAGUGAAAAUGCAGAGAAUAAGAGCGGUUUAAGGAAAUCUGCAGGAGAAACUGUUCAGAAGGAAACUGCACAAGGUAGCUGCGAAAAGCGAGAAACGAAGGAGAAAGCUAUCGCGAAGGAAACUACAAGGAAAGCUAAAGAAACUACAAAAGGGAGAGGCGAGAAGCAAGAGAUGAAGGAGAAAGCUAUUCCUAAAGAAAGUAUAAAAGGGAAUGCUUUGGUUGGAAUAGCUGAGAAGGUGAAUCUAUGGAACUCAGAGGAGAAAAUGAAUAUGGGAAGAGGGAUGGAGAAAGGUAAAGCUGAAAGCAAAGCUAAUAUAGUGAGAGUUGAGAAGGAUAUUUUGGAAGAAGCUUCAAGAAGAAUCAGUGAUGUCGAAAGUGCGGAAAGAAGCAUUAUUACUUCAAAGGAAAUGAUGACGCCACGAUGUGAGUUUGGAGAGAAAGUAGUAAGAGGAAAGAACAAGGAAGAUUGUGUUUCUGUAGAAACAAAGUCCAAAGAGAUUGAGGUUAGAAACAGAAGUCCUCAAGAAGUUACUUCAAAAUCAGAUAAUUUUUUGCGUAAACCGGCUACAGAGGAAAAGGUUUUGCAGGAAACAACCGUGAAGAGUGACUUGAGUAAAACUUCAGACAGUAAGAAUGGUUUAAAGAAACCUGUUGAGAAGGAAAGUAGAGAAGGAAGAGGGGAGAAGCGAGAAGUUGAGGAAAGCGUAGAAGAAAACACUUUGAUGGGAAUAGCUGAGAAGGUGAAUCUGUGGAACUCCAAGGAGAAAAAGAAUAGGAGAAGAUUCAUGGAGAAAGGAAAAGGUAAAACCGAAGGCAAAGCUAAUACAGAGACAAAUCAAGUGUUGCAAGAAGCUUCAAGAAGAAUUACUAAUGUCGAAACAGCAGAGAGAAGCAUAACUACUUCAAAGGAAACAGUGGAGAAAGUAGUUGAAAACAAUGAAAUGAUGGAUACAAAACAGAGUAGUAGUAGAGAACUCUCUACGCAGUGUGAGACUGAAGAGAAAGAAAGAAGAAAGAAAGAGGAAGAUUUUGGUUCUGUAGAAGCUAAGUCCCAAAAAGAUAUUGUUGAGGUGAAAUGCGUGAAUCCUCAAGACGUUUUACCAGCAGAAGAAACUGUGAGUCACAUCUCCCGAGAGAGAGCUAAAGAGAUUGACUCUUCACAACACAGUGGAGAAAUGUCGAUUCUGCGAAAACCAGAAGCUAAGUCUACUAGAACAGAAGAAGAAUCUGCAAGUGACGCCUCUAGAGAGAGGACUACAGAUAAGAAUUCCUUACAGCAGGAUGAAGAAAUGUCGAUUCUGCCAAAUUCAAAUGACGGAAACGGCACUAAAGACUUAGAGGAUGAAGAAACCAAGAAGGAAGAACACAAAGUGGAAGAAACAGCAAUGGAGUUUGUAAAUGAUUGGGAUGAAGAUGAAAUGGAAGACCUAGAAGAAGAAGAAUAUGGAGAUUAUGAUCAUUACAAUGGAGAGAAUUCAUAUGACUGGAUUAACGAUAUAUCGCGGCCUAGAAGUUACUGGGAAGAAUUAAGGAAAGAAAGGUAUCUUGAGGUUCUCAACACUGAAUCAGAGAAGAAAGAUAUUUGCAAUCUCAUUGAGAGCCGAACAGUUUCCAACUUUUUGACGAGUGAUUUGCGACAAAAGAUCGACAAUUUGAUGAUUACUCGUGUGCAAAGCCAUUUAGGCGUACCAAUCAAUCAAAAACAGGAAUAUGAUGAUGAUGAUGACGAUGAAGAAGAAGAAGAAGAAGAGUGGGUUGAAGAGUGUUCAGCAAGGAACCAAGAAGAUAAGGAAACAGAGGAAGAACCAGAGAAGACAAAUCUUGAGGCUGCUAGUGACGGUUGCAGCCAAUCAUCAGCAAGAAGUAGUACGUUGUUGAUGUCGUGGAGUUUCAGGGACCAAGACAUCGACAAGGAUUACGAACCGACAACGUCUUUGUCUCUUCCUGAACCUUCAGUCCAGACAGAUCAAUCUACACAGGAAAUGCAGAUGAUCAGUGAUCUCAAGGUACAAAUGGAGAAGCUUCAACGAGAAAUGCUCGAGCUACGAAAUACGGUUAAAUCCUGCGUUGAUAUGCAACUUCAUUUCCAGAAAUCUGUAACGCAAGAUCUUUCUCGUUCUGGGUCAUCCGGAGAACAACGAGUAGAUACAAAGAAAGAUCCACUGAAACGAAAGUGUUGCGUUUGCUUAGAGAUGCCUGUUGACUCGCUCCUUUAUAGGUGCGGACAUAUGUGCACGUGUCUGAAAUGUGCUCAUGAAUUGCAAUGGAGCAGUAAGAAAUGUCCGAUUUGUAUGGCUCCAAUCGUCGACGUUGUGAGAGCUUUUCUUGAUUCUUAG
Messenger RNA from Eutrema salsugineum, 3567 nucleotides. Its product is annotated as intracellular protein transport protein USO1. The record is from RefSeq and is a predicted model, not a curated record. The transcript is spliced from 8 exons. The coding region runs from base 1 to 3567 and encodes 1188 amino acids. Lineage: Eukaryota; Viridiplantae; Streptophyta; Magnoliopsida; Brassicales; Brassicaceae.